Molecule: messenger RNA, 621 nt
Organism: Seminavis robusta
Lineage: Eukaryota; Bacillariophyta; Bacillariophyceae; Naviculales; Naviculaceae
Source: the annotation of a GenBank genome assembly
AUGGGAAACUCUGCUUCAAACUCCUUGCCUGCUCUCCAAACCGUCUCGGAAUGCGUGACGGAACGCAUGAUGGGAACUUGGUUCGUCAUUGCCGUCAAACCGACCAUGUUCGAAACCAAAAACAGCAAUGCCGUCGAACGAUACACUUGGAUUGACGAUGCCAAGAAGAAAAAUGGUGGAAACGAUUUUGACAUUGAUUUUACAUUCAAUGUCGACGAACCCAUCACCAGCAAGAUCAAGGCAUUGCCUCAAAAGGGAUGGGUUCUCGACAAUGACAACAAGCAAUUUGCGCCGGGAACCAACCGCCUUGAAACCAAAACGGGAAAUUGGCAAGUGUCCCCCGCAUGGCCCAUCAAAAUGCCUUAUCUCCUCGUGGAAGUCGAUUUGGAGCACUACCAGUACUGCGUCGUGGGAUAUCCUUCGCGGGCGUAUUGCUGGAUCAUGGCACGGACACCGCAAAUGGAGGAAGCAACCUACAACGACCUCGUCGACAAACUCCAAACCAAACACAAUUACGACUUGGUGGGAUUGAGAAAAGUGCCACAAAAAUGGACGCGGGUCGAAGCGGAAAAGAGAAAUUUGAUCAAGGACAUUCCGGGACACAUGUUGGAGAAAGAGUAG